Molecule: messenger RNA, 5375 nt
Organism: Durusdinium trenchii
Lineage: Eukaryota; Dinophyceae; Suessiales; Symbiodiniaceae
Source: the annotation of a GenBank genome assembly
CACCUCUUUCAUUGCUGGCAGCACAAGAUUCAACGGCCCGCGGCUUUUGUUGGUCAAUGUGCUGCUUGUGACUUCAGGAUGCAGCCACGGUCCAGAGCGGAGAGACAGCGAGAGGCUGCGGCGGCAGCUGCCGUGACCGAGGAGGCUCUUCAGCAGGAAUGGAACGUGCAGCGAGAACUGCAUCUUCAGAACCGGGCAGUGGAAAAAUUUCGUGAGAAGGAAAAAGAGGUGGCCCACAUGGAAGCUGCAGCUGAUUUGAUGCCAGAAGGUUCUGAUGAACGUGGGGAUUUGAUGAGGCAAGCGAUUCAGCUGCGGGUUGAGCUCGAAAAAGAGCAAGCGAAGAAUCCUGAGCUGAAACAACUACUUCAGGCUGAGGCAGCGGCACAAGCAGCGCAAGCAGCGCAAGCCAAAGAGAAAGCCCCUUCGACGGAAGGGCCAAAAAUUCCACGGCCUGCGGCCUUUGAUGCUGGCAACCCAAAGAGCCGAGGACUUUUUGGUCCAGCUGGUUCAGGCAAUCCUGGUGGUGGCCUCUUCGGCCUGCCUCAAAGGUCACCACCAGAGAAACAGCAAAGCCCACACCAAUCGCCAGGCCGCCUGCAACAAACAAUCAAGCCUCCAAUGGCACCUCCUCCAGGGCCGGCUGCCCAUGUUCCAGCACGUGGUGCAGCAGCACCUUUGGCCCAGCCACACCAAAGGCAUGGACACGAUGUCAACGAACAAUAUGUGGAGCACCAUGUCCGUGGCCCUUUGCAACCAACAUCACCGGUGGGUGCUCAUCAAUCUCCAUCAUCGCCGGUUCGCCAGUCCCCUCGUUUGAAUGCAGCCAGCCCUCAGCCUUCCUAUGGUUUGGGCAAUUUGGGGGCUGGGGAACAAGAUGCACGCCGCAGGAAGCAGGAAGAGGUGAAGCGAGCACUUGAGGAGCAGAUAGCAGAGAAGGAGCGUCAACGAGAAGCUCAGAGAAGGCCGGAUCCCUCUGCAGCACCUGGUCGGGCAUCACCAAUAAACCCUGGACCCGUUCCACUUCGAGCGAAUGCUGGUGCUGCACUUCCACCCCAAGAAUAUGCACGAGAGGACUUGAACCCUCGAGAAGCGCGCCUGCAGAAUAGGGCACUGGAGAGACUACGAGAGAAGGAGAGGGAGGUUCAGCAGGCGGAGGACACUGCGCGGCAGAUGCCUGAGGGCUCAGAUGAGCGCGCAGAUAUGCUUCGACAUGCACUGCAGCUUCGUGUUGACUUUGAGAGGGCACAAGCCCGAAAUCCGGAGCUUCGGCAGAUGAUGCAGGCCCCUGCGCCUGGGAUCGUUCAUCAGGAUGACCGAAGUCAAAUCCGAGCUGCACACUAUCCUGGGGAAGGGCAUGGUGCGCAAUAUGGAGCACAUGGUGCCGGAGGCUUUCCAGCUGGACCUGAUCCCUGGCCUCAUGGAGUGCCAGAGAGGGCUGUGCCUCAAGCAGUGGCCCAUGCACAAGUACCUCAAGUAGCCUUGCCUGGCCAUUACCAGCACCAACAACCCUACACCCCAGCACAAGGAGCAUACUCAGAUGUAAUUCAUCAAGCACCGCACGGAGUUUCACCACUCGAAGCUCAUCAGCACAUGCUGGGUAUUCCAGCGUUGCCUGGUGCUAUGCAAGUGAUACCAACUAUGCCUGCAAGUCAAAUGCAUCACGUACAUCAACUACAUCAACCACCUGGUGUUGCCGACCACAUGCAAGUGCUCGGGAUGCCGCCAGGUGCUUUUGUGCCCAGCCCCCAAGUUCUCCCGUCUGCAGUCCAGCCUGUUCAGCCUGCCCAGCCUGUUCAGCCUGGCGUCCCGCAAGUCUUCGGCGUCAACAACAUGGGUGCUGGAGACGAGCAAAGGGCCCUGGAGGCCCGGAGAAGGAAACAAGAAGAGAUGAGGCGAGCACUGGAAGAGCAGAUUGCCCAGAAGGAGCGCCAAAAGAAGGAAGAACAAGAGCAAAGGCGACAAGAAGAGCAGCUGCAGCUGCAGCAUCAGCAGCUGGUGCAGAUGGCUCCCACAUCUCCCAUGCAAGCGGGGCCCAAUCAUGAUAUGACCAAUGUGGCUCAUGUGGCUGGGACACCUUAUCCUCCAGUUGGGGGAGGGCCUGCUCAGCCUGCCCCAAAUGAUGCGCUCAUGAAAAAUGCAGGGCGUUUGGGACCCGAAGACGUUGCGCUUGAGCAGCGACGGAAGAAGCAGGAAGAGAUGAAGAGAGCCUUGGCAGAGCAAAUAGCUGAAAAAGAGCGACAAAAGAAGGAGGAGGAAGAGCAACGGCGCUUGGAAGAUGAACGUGAAAAUGAGCGAAUUCGACGUGAGCAAGCAGCUGAGGAAGCAAGAUUGGAGGCCAGACGCCUGGAGGAUGAAGCAAGGCAGAAAGCUUUGCAUCAGCAGAAUGAGCGUGCAGCGGCUGAGAGGCGAAACGAAAUCGAAGAUGACGAACCUCCUGGGCCUCUUCCAAAGCCAAUGGGACGCGCUUCCAGAUCGACACGCGAUCAGAAUCAAGGACAGGUUGGACAGAGAUCUGAUUUGUUCGGCCUACCCCAACCAUCGGCCGCUUCACCUCUUCCGUGGGAAGGAAAUUCAGCUCCUGCUCAAAGCUCUGGGAAUAGUUUUUGCCCUGCUCCAAUGGCUCAGGGAAGCUUCCAUGGAACCUUAGGUUCAGGUCCUCAAAGUGUACCAAACGCUGCACCGGUGAGCGACAUGCUCCAAGGCUUGAUGUAUCAACAACAGGAGUUGUACCGCCACCAGCAAGAAGCCUUAGCCAGGCUACAGGGUGAGGCCGAUCGACUUCGGCAGGAGAAGGAGAUCGCCAAACAAGACUUGCUGGACAUGAAAGCCAAACAACUUGAAGAGAAGGAGAAAGAUGUCAAGAAGCUACAAAGAAAGUUGCGGCGGCAAAUGUUGCUGCAAGGCAAUACCGCGCAGCUACAGCCGUUGGAGAGCAUGCUGCCUUCUGAGGCAUCAACACCCAAGGAUGUCUCUGGGAUGCAGCAAUCUGAAACGCCGUGGCGGGGAGAGUUUUACUCCAAAUAUGAGCAGCCACCAGCCCAGCAUGAGCCAAGCCAAACCGGUCAAAGUGUGAAUCCAGCUGCAGAGACUUCAGGCUAUCCGUCCGAUGAGGACUUCCAACGCCUGCGGAGGGAAUCCAACAACCCAUCAACAUGGCCAGUGGCUCCUGUUCCAUGGCUACAGCCAGAGACCGAGGGUGACUUACCGAUCAUUUCAAGUGCUCCGGAAGCCCCACCAGGAAGCAUCGGCGCAUCACUCUUCGAGGACAGUUGGGGCAAACCUUUGGAGGACACACAGAAGAGUGGAAGCCACGGACGUGCUUCAGCUGCGUCAAAGGCUGCGUCAAAGGCUGGACGGUCUCUUCCACUUUCAGAAGGCUUUGGCCAAGUUACAUCAGCCACAUCUGCUAUGGAAGGAACUCUGGUUGGAGAGUCCAAGCUUGUCGAUCCGCAAGGCUGUACUAUUGGAGCCACCUGGAAGGCCUCAACGAAGGGAGGUCCAACCUUCGACCCUUCAAAUGAGAGCUACAAGAGUUUAAAGCAAGACUACGAGAGUUAUGUGCCUUCCAGGCGGGAUGCUUCAAGCCUUGGUAGCACGUCCAAGUUGUUGGAGUCAUUGGAAGCGAAGAAUGACGAAGAUACUGCAGAUCCAUUGAUGCUGCUUCAGGGGGCUGUAAAAUCCAUGCGUGAGGCUCGAGCGGAAGGUGGGGAAUGCCAUGCACUAUCCCUCUCCAAUUCUGCUUUUCUAUCCAAAGAGCGUCGCGGCACCAGCUCAGUUGAUGCCUCUGACCCUGUUGAUGAUGUUCUCCAGUUUCAACCAGCUAGUGAAUGGGGAAAUGUUUGCCGCCACUUCGGUGCUGAGUCAACCCCCAGCUCCAGGCCAGAAGCUUCGGAACCAACCCAUAGACCUUCGCCAGACGGCGAAUUCCACAACAGGCUCACUUGUGAUUUUGAAGGCUUCCCACAGUAUCCGCGACAAGGUAGACUUGAUCUGACGGAUAGGAACUCAGUCCUUGGUGAAAAGCAAGAGGCGGGGGAAGCCACAGCACCUGACAGCCUCGACCUACUUCAAAAUGUGCAAGACUAUCGAGCUUCGAAUGGCAUUGCCAUGGCUGGGAGCAAUGCCAGCAGCCUCCUGGGUCUUGGAACGCAGCGGCCCAUUGCCAAAGACGACUUUGCUGCAUUGGCAGCUGCCACUCCUGAAGACUUUGAUGCCUUUUUGGCUCGCUUGAAGGGACAAGAUGGGCAAAGCCUUGGCCAAAGUGCACGAGGUCGUUCACCACAGGUUUCUGGGAUGAGUGUCAAAGAGCGUGCCAAGUUUGGAUCGCCCACCUUGCGUGCAGCUGCGGGAUCGCUCUUAGGUGCUUCCGAGCGUGCCCCAUCUGGUCAUUCUGGUCGACCAGAGAGCGGAAGCAGUGCAACCAGCUUAAACAGUGGAGGUGCUCCAGGAGCCCUUCGGGAUCUAAGGAACCAACGACGAAAGCCCAAGACGGCUGAAGACCUCCUGGUGCAUGGAUCGGAUUUGACAGUACCGGGCCCUGCUCAGGCAGGACCUGGAACCAGUUUGCAUGCGACUGUGCCAGCAGCACUGCACCAAGAAGCCAGCGUCCUUCAAUCCUUGAGGGCAGAAAAGAAACACCAAGAGACAGUUGGUUAAUGUUCGAAGCGUUUCACGUGGCAAAGGUUGCAUCACCAAGCCACAGAGUUCAGGAAGUGGAGGUGCACACCCAAAAAAGCAUUCUGAAGUGAACAUGUCCCAUCUAUGCGAUGCCAAGUGAUGAAGUGCCCAGAAGAUGUCCGCAGGCUUUGAGCCUGACACCUAUGCUGCCGAUGCUCAUUCCCCUUUGCUUCAAGCAGUUCCAUUUGAAGAGCUUGACUUUGACAGUCCAGGAGAAAUGUGUGUAGAAACAUGUGCGAACUCAGAAGGAUGUCCAGACUUCCGACGAAAGCUGAUGUCCGAUCCCAGGGAGCGGCACCUUUUUGAGGACCGUGAGGACGGAUCAGAUAAAACGGGAACAGAAGUGUAAGAAGGUAUGGGCGCCACAGACGCGUCAGCUGCUUUGGCUGUGUCAAAAGCUAGACUCGAGUCUUUUCCACUCAUCAACUUGGAGGGAACUCUGGUUGCAAGCUUGCACAUCUGAAAGGCUGUACUAUAGGAGUCACCUGCAAGGCACUGCCCGGGAGCACAGCGGCCCAUUGCCAAAGACGACUUUGCUGCAUUGGCAGCUGCCACUCCUGAAAACUUUGAUACCUUUUUGGCUCGCUUGAAGGGACAAGAUGGGCAAAGCCUUGGCCAAAGUGCACGAGGUCGUUCACCACAGGUUUCUGGGAUGAGUGUCAAAGAGCGUGCCAAGUUUGGAUCGCCCACCUUGCGUG